Molecule: messenger RNA, 3417 nt
Organism: Ogataea philodendri
Lineage: Eukaryota; Fungi; Ascomycota; Pichiomycetes; Pichiales; Pichiaceae
Exons: 3
Coding region: 1-3417 (1138 amino acids)
Biological process (GO): fatty acid beta-oxidation
Cellular component (GO): peroxisomal matrix
Source: RefSeq, a predicted model, not a curated record
AUGUGUACAGGAUAUUAUCGAAGACGAGUGUCUUUUAAUGAUUUUGAUGUGCAAGUGAUAGAUGAAGAUGCAGAGGCAAACGAUCCACACGAGACGGUAAGCAAGCCCAAACCGAUUCUGAAGAAUAAGAACCAGGUCGGAUUGGGUGGGGGUGGUGACAGAUAUCGGAAAAAAAGUUUGGUGGAGAUGACAGAUGAGGAGAUAUUACAACUGGACUCUCAGUUUGCCACCAGAAAGAUCAAUAUGGACGACUUUCGGUUCGAAAACGAGUACUCUAUUGCAGUGGACCCAUUCAGUUCAUCCAAACUUGCCCGCAGGACGUAUCGCAAACAAUCUACAGAUUACCCCACAAAACCUUUGAUAAGAGCAAACUCACUAUGUUUCAGCUUCCAGCACCCACAAUGGUCGCAGAAGAUCAGCAACGGCAAGUUCUAUCUGGUUCUGAUUUCCAGCAAGGAGUCGUCGCUUGGUGCGGUUGAUUACUAUCUUGACACCAAAUCCAGCAACGGCGACACAGUGGUGAUUUGUUGCUCUAUUAAUGACGAAAAAGAUAAGAACGAGUACUUGCCCGAACUGAUGGAUAUGAUUCUUGCCAAGUUCUACAAGUUCGACGCCGAUUUGAAGGUUCAGAUCAACUUUGAGUUCUUUAGGAACGUGGACUAUCUCAGAGACAUCCUGGACCUUUACAAUCCAACUGCCAUUUUGGUGGGGUCGAAUUAUCCGAAAAGAAGAUCUGGCUCUGUUUUAAGCUCGAAGACGUUUGUUCCGUUGAUCUACGUCAACGUCGACUACGACGAGCAAAGAUCGGUCAUGAUAGACUCACCAUCGGAGAUCAGGUUCAAACACCCGUUUUCUGAACAGAGACACAUCCCGUUUGUUACCAUCGAUGAAGCAGAUGAGCAGGAAGCCCCACCAAAGACAUUGGCUGAUCCGUUCGACUACGUGAAAAGACCCGAGGCCCGGUCCUCGUCGGCAAUCUCAUCCAGCUCUUCCUCAAAUGCAUCGGUCGACUCGCUCAACAGUUUCCGGAAACUAAAGACAAACGAGACGUCGCAUUCAUUAUUAUUUGACAAACUCAACGAUCUGCCCUUCAUUGAAGAUCAGGGGUUUGCAACCACAGAGACUCCGGCCACAAAAGUCAAGUCGCUGCUCGGCGACGACACAUCCACCCAGCCUGUCAAGAUCAUGUCCAACAGCAGCGGACACUCUCCGUUUGGCUCCAUUUCGAAGGUUGUCAGUCCGGUCGGCAGCGUUGGGUCUGCUCACAAACUGUCGUUGUCUGCAAUUAACCCAGAAACCGGAAUGGCCACGCCGUCCGCCUGCACAAAGUCUAAUAGCAUCGUGGACCAGUACAACAGACGUAUGAGUGUCCAAAAGCGCGAUCAGCCGGAACCAAAGCCUACACAACCAGCAAAGCAGCCCCCACCGGCUCGAAAACAGCCAGAGCAACCGCAGGAAACGAAAAACGAGCAUCCUCCACCUUUGGCACACGAGCCAGAAAAGAAAGGCAUAUUCCGCAACCUUGUCGUUGGUUCCAGACAUUCUGCUACCGCCAAAAGGCUGCUGUCCAACAACUGCGCCGGUGGACUUGUCGUUGAUGUAAAAGUUUCCAGCACUGUAUCUGAGUUGUUCCUGGACUUUUCUGAUGAUUUUGCGGUCGGAAGCAAAAACGGAACCCGUGAGUCCGUACUUGGUGGUGGAGUCGAUCUGUUGCAGAACCUGGUCCAGGUCCUCGUAAACGUACACCGUCAACAGAGGACCAAAGAAUUCGGUGCUCAUGAACGGAUGGGUAGCAUUUUUAGUCUCGACAACAGUAGGCUUGACGAAGUAGCCUUCGGAGUCGUUGUGGAGACCACCGGCAAGCAAAGUGAGCUCUGGAUCGACCUCGAUCUGGUCAAUGGCGGUGCUCAAUUUCUUAUACGAAUUCUCGUGGAUCACAGGACCCAUGAACUGGUGCAGACCGUUGGUAGCAGAGGUAUUAGUUGGCACGAUGUCAUUGGUCUUUUCAACAAGCUGUUUCUUGAACUCGGGCCACACCUUGGCGUCCACGUACAAUCUCGAGGUUGCAGAGCAUUUCUGGCCCUGGUACUCGAAAGCUCCACGGAUAGUGGACAGAACAGAGUGCUGGAUGUUGGCAGACUUGUCCACCAAAUGGAAGUUCUUUCCGCCUGUUUCUCCAACGAUUCUUGGGAAGUCCUUGUACUUUCCGCUGGCUGUGUUGUUGGCGAUGUUGGCCCACAGAUCGCCGAAAACCUUGGUGGACCCUGUGAAAUGCAAAGCGUUGAAGUUUGGGUCGGAAAGUACACCAGAGGUGAUUUUCACCGGGUCGCCAGGAAUGAAGUUGAUCACUCCGUCAGGGAGUCCUGCUUCUUUGAAGAUUUGCAUAAGCGUGUAGUUGGACAAGAUGGCGUACUGGGAUGGUUUCCAGACAACCGUGUUACCCAUCAAAGCUGGAGCCCCCACCAGGUUUCCGGCAAUGGCUGUGAAAUUGAACGGAGUCACAGCAUAAACAAAUCCUUCCAACGGUCUAUACUCGACCCGGUUCCAAACACCGUCGGUGGACUCUGGCGGCUGUGUGUUGUACAAUUGGUGAGCGUAUUUGACGUUGAAACGCAAAAAGUCGGCCAAUUCUGCAACAGCAUCGAUUUCCGCCUGGUCUUUGUGAUCACGCUAAACGAUCCUCAGGCACGAAACGCCCUCACCAUCCCGCAAUUCGUACAACUGGCAGACCUGCUCUGCCAGGCAGAUAAUCACCCGUCCACCCUGGUAACUCUUCUGGUCGCCAAGGGACCAAUGUUUUCCGCAGGAGCCAACAUCAAAACAGUCGCCAAACUUAAAAACAAGUCCAGCAAUGAGAUACUGUCGGAAGUCAGUGCCAAAAACCUAUAUCUUGUGCAUCUUUUCACGUCGCAUUCCAAAAUCCUUGCUGUUGGUCUGAACGGCCCGGUUGUUGGACUCACAGCGUCGUUGGUGGCGCUUUGCGAUCUCAUAUACGCCCAGAAUGACCGUGUCGGCAUGUCGUUCCCGUUCACAAACAUCGGACUCACCACCGAGUGUGCCGCUGCCGUUUCCUUGCCGAAAAGACUCGGACUCAGUGUUUCCUUGGAACACGUGCUAUUUUCCAAACCCGUGCCAGCAUCCGAGCUGUAUCGACUGGGACUCAUCAAUAAGAUAUACGAUUUCGACUCGUACGACAAGUUCAACACGCAUUUAGUGGAAAAACUCGGCGCAGAGCUCGAAGGACUCGAUAGAGACAGCAUCCUGAAAAAUAAAAAGCUCAUGCGGAAGCCGUUCGACGAACUCGUCAGAAAACACGCUCUUCAGGAAACCAUGUCGGGAGUCGAAGACUGGACGGCCAACAAGCCGCAGCUGGCGUUCGACGAGAUCGUCGCCGGCAAACGCAAACAUAAGUUAUAG